This is a messenger RNA of Tachysurus vachellii, 1441 nucleotides long. It is a transcript of the gene lenep, whose product is annotated as lens epithelial protein. The record is from RefSeq and is a predicted model, not a curated record. NCBI's taxonomy places the organism in Eukaryota, Metazoa, Chordata, Actinopteri, Siluriformes, Bagridae. The coding region runs from base 716 to 991 and encodes 91 amino acids. Gene Ontology annotation, biological process: multicellular organism development. The transcript is spliced from 2 exons.
UUCAUAAGAAUAUGCACAAAUCAGAGUAAGUAUUGUAUAAAACACACUGUUUUUCCACAAACUUUCUAAUUAUUAUGCUAUCUAAUUUAACAGUAUAGAUAGAUUAAAAUAAAUGAUCAACACCUACUGUAUUUUAAAGAUUAAGAGGUUAACUGCAUUUUCCUUUAGGAAAAGCUACAGCAAAUAUUAAUUCUUGGGGUGCCAAAAAUUUUGUAUCACUCGCUGUUCCUUGUUUUUUUUCCGUUUUACUCAUCACACAGGAAGGAUAGAACAAUGUGAGUGUUCAAAGCUAUUGCACUAGUCAUGAAAUAGAGAUGCAGUGGAUGCACCACUGAUGCCCAUAAAUGGCUUCCCAAAUCACAUUAGAACAAAAGGCAGCAGUUCCAGUGGGGGCAGAAUGGACCAAUCACGUGUUUGGGUUAAAUGAUUUGAGAGAAAACAUUUUCUAGAACAAAAGUGGAACUAAAGAUGCACAAUAGGGAGAUUAAAGGUUUAAUGUUUGUACAAUAUCAUGUCAGAGAAUAGUGCAUGGUACACUGGUACGUUCCAGAGCUGAACAUACAGUAACAUAGAAGCAAAAAGAGUGGUGAGAUCACUCAGGGUCUGUGUACAGUAUGUGUGUAGAACACAACAGCUACUGAGGCAGUAGAAGAAAGUCACACAUUUUGAGCCUCCUUACAGCAUCAAACUGGGGAACUUUAUUAAGCAGGAUCGAAUGCCAGCCCCCUCAACCCUUCACAACUUACUUGGCCAUUUUUUCAACCAACGCUUCCAGUCUUCAGCGGGCAAUCAGCAUACGAUGAAUCCUCCGCACCCCUUGCCGCAGGCGGUGCCGGUCUCACUGGGAAAGAACCUGAGAGAUCUUGCAUACGGCUUUGGGCACGGGAAGAACAAGCUAGGAAGGAACUUCUCCUACGGGGUCAUCCAAUCUCUGAAAGAGUGUCUUUACUUCCUGCUCUGCUGCUGGUGCAUAAAAGAGAUCCUGGACUGAACCAAAAGAAAAGAGAAUCCAAGAUGAUGUGAGGAAAAAUGUCCCCAGAGACCCAACAACUGAUUCAUCAUAGCUGUGACUACAGAGGCCAAUGACCAUGACAUAAAGACACACGUGCUGUGUGUAGCUUCAAAUGCAAUAAAGCCACCACCCAGAGAGGGUGAAGGCUACCAUGCUUUCUCUCAGACAACCAGCCAAAUGCAUCACAGGGCAGCAAAUCAUACUCCGAGGAUUGUGCUAUCUACCCUCUUCUGCAUACAUGAGCUUACAGAGGCUUGUGAUCGGCUAGUGUUGCUGUGAUUCCCGGAAGACAGGCCGUAUGCCGUUCCUCCUAAACAGAUAUACACCCACUUUCUCUUAGCUCCUAGUCACAGAUGGCUUUUAUCAUUGGAAUUUUAUCUUCCUAUCACUUGAUGAUAGCAUUAUGUUUGAAAAAAAUAAUAAAAAAGC